This is a messenger RNA of Pectinophora gossypiella (pink bollworm), 4389 nucleotides long. RefSeq lists its product as uncharacterized. The coding region runs from base 22 to 2286 and encodes 754 amino acids. The transcript has 2 exons. The record is from RefSeq and is a predicted model, not a curated record. Lineage: Eukaryota; Metazoa; Arthropoda; Insecta; Lepidoptera; Gelechiidae.
GAUAAACAUCAGGAUUGGAAAAUGAAAAUGAGAUUUGCUCCUAACUACAAGAAUAAUAAUUACAAUAAUAAUAGAAUGCUUCCUAAUAAAAGAAAAUUUGAAAAUUCAUAUGAGAAAGAUAUAAACAUGAAAAAACCAAGAUUAAAUUGUAUUUUCUGCUCAGGAGCACAUUACAAUGAUCAAUGUAAGACUGUAAGAACUAUUAAGGACAGACAAAUUAAAUUAAAGGGCCGAUGCUUUUAUUGCUUUGUUCAAGGUCAUUGGAGUAAGACAUGUAAAAUAAAUAAAAAAUGUAUACAUUGUGGAGGAAGGCAUAACAGAGCUUUAUGUCCAAAAGUUUGUGAUUCUGUGAAAGUGAAAACAUUGCAUACAAAUACUUCAGUCAAAUCUGGAAAUUCUACAACGGUGUUACAGACAGCAGUAGUUACUGUAUUAAAUGAAAAUAAAUGCGACAAAGUGAAUUGUCGGAUCCUUAUGGACUCUGGCAGUCAGCGUUCAUAUGUAACAAAGAGGAUUGCUACUGAAUUGAAUUUAGCUGUAAUAGAAGAACACCAUCUUUCCGUCUUCACCUUCGGAACUGAUCAACCAUUGGAAUAUGAUAGUCCAUUAGUGAAAUUAAAUAUACUUACCAGAACUAACGAAGAAGUCGUACUGUAUGCCAAUGUUGUACCAACCAUUGCACAGCAUGUUAGUUAUCCUGGAGAAGAACUUUAUCAUUGGAAGAAUGAAUGUAUCUUGGCAGACGAUGGUUCACUUGGUGACCAAGUGGACAUCCUCAUCGGCAAUGACUAUUAUUUCACGGUUAUAGACACAACAAAGAAACGGAUAAGUGAGAACUUAUUUUUAGUGGAUUCUAAAUUUGGAUGGAUGUUGACAGGGAAAACAGAAAAGAAAAUUAUAGAUAAUUUAUCAGUUAUUACUUACUUUCAGUCGAAUAAAGAAACAAAAUUGAAUAAACCGGACUUACCUUUAGACAACAUGCACCUGAAGAACUUAUGGGACCUUGAAUGUAUUGGAAUUACUGACUCUCCCAACACUACUAAAGAGGAAGAAGCUAUGAAGAACUUUAAUGAUAACACAAAAUACAAGGACAAGAGAUAUUUUGUAUGCUGGCCAUGGAAUAAUAAUGUUUCUACUCUACCUACUAAUCUUGGACUAGUGACAGGAAGAUUAAUCAAUUUAUUAAGACGAAUGGAUAAAGACACAUUGAAGUUAUAUGAUGAGACAAUUAGAAACCAACUUGAAGAUGGAAUCAUUGAAGCUGUUCCCUCUGAUGAAAUAGAUCACAGUAUACAUACCAUACAUUACCUGCCACAUCAUGGAGUAAAGACACCUGGAAAAUCUGUUCGUAUUGUAUAUGAUGCGUCAGCAAAACUGAAACAAGGAGUUAGUCUCAAUGAAUGUCUUCGAGCUGGACCAGUAUUACUAGAAGAUUUAACAGGAUUAUUGAUAAGAUUCAGAUCUCAUAAAACAGCAAUAACAGCAGACGUUGAAAAGGCAUUUUUACAAAUUGGACUUCAAGAUGACAGUAAAGAUGUUACUAGAUUUCUAUGGCUCAAAGAUAUAACGAAAGCAGCUACUGAUGACAAUAUUAUACACCUUCGCUUUUGUCGAGUACCGUUUGGGGUCAUAUCUAGUCCAUUCUUGUUAAACGCUACUAUCAAAUACCAUUUAAUGCAGUCGGCUAAUAAGGCUGUACAGCAAGUUUCUGGUGACAUAUAUGUAGACAAUUUGGUUACCGGGACGAAGACGACAUUACAAGCGAUUACAUUAUACAGCAGUUUAAAAAGAGAAUUUGAGAAGAUAACUAUGAAUCUAAGAGAGUGGAGUUCCAACUCGAAAGAAUUUAAAGAGAAGAUACCAGAUGUACUUGACAAAGAAGUUGUCAAGGUUCUCGGCUUAGACUGGAAUACAAACAAAGAUACAAUUCAAUUGAGACCAAACAAUGUUGACUUACAAACUACUAAACGAGGAGUCUUAAGGACAAUUGCUUCUACUUACGAUCCAUGUGGAUUUGUUGCACCAUCGUUGUUGUCACCAAAAUUGUUCAUGCAAGAUCUGUGGAAAAGCAAAAUUAAAUGGGAUUCAAAGUUACCAAAAGAAUUAUUUGAAGAAUGGAGAAACAUAUAUAAUAAUUUAGAAACUGAACAGGAAGAAAUACCCAGAUAUUAUACAAAGGACUUUGAAAGUAAAGAAAAUCAGUUACAUUGUUUCACAGAUGCAUCAACGAAGGCUUAUGCAGCUGUAGUAUGUAUAGUAAAUGAAAAUGGCAAAGAAUGUUCAUGAAGUUACAAAGUCAUUAAUUAAUAAUAAAGAAGAAAGUAAAACUAGUAAACACGAUAGUAAGUCAAAAGAAAUAGAAGAAAUGAAAAGAAUACAAGAAACUUAUUUUCCUGAUGAGGUUAAUAUGAAAGAAACUGCUUUAAGUCGUAAUCUACGAUUAUUUAAAGAUGAUGAUGGUUUGUUAAGAAGCAAAGGAAGAUUUGAAAAUACUGAAUGGUCGUUUGACAUGAAAUACCCAAUUUUAUUGCCCAAGAACUGUGACUUCACAAAUAGUUUAAUAAAGAGAAUACAUGAAGACAACUACCAUGUUGGAGCCAAUCAUACAUUGAGUUUAAUUCGGAAGUUGUACUGGAUACCACAGGGUAAAGCUCAAGUUCAAAAGAUUAUAAGACAGUGUUCGAGCUGUAUCAAGCAUGGAGGCGGUCCAUUCAAACUUCCGCCUACUCCUGCACUUCCUGCUGAAAGAGUGAACUAUAGUUCACCUUUUACAUUUACUGGACUUGAUUAUUUAGGACCAAUAUUAGUAAAGACUGAAAAUGGAGUUGCCAAGAGGUGGAUUUGUUUAUUCACUUGUUUAGCUGUAAGAGCUAUACAUCUAGAAAUGGUACAAGAUUUAUCUGCUAAAGAAGCGCUACUUGCUCUAAGACGAAUGAUUUCUACAAGAGGGACUCCUGGUUUGAUAGUUUCAGACAAUGCUUCACAAUUCAAACUUAUAUCAGAGCUUCUAACCAAUCCAUACUGUAAAGAGAAUAAAAUUACAUGGAAAUUUAUACCACAGUUAUCACCAUGGUUUGGUGGUUUUUAUGAGAGACUAGUGAGUCUAGUAAAGCAUUGUAUGAAGAGAACAUUGCAUAAACAUUUGUUAAAUGACAGUGAAAUCAAUACAGUUAUUAAAGAAAUUGAAGCUAUUUUAAAUACAAGACCACUUACCUGUGUCGAUUCAGAAAUGGUGCAUAUACUGAAACCAGCUGAUUUUUUGAUGAUGGGUAAAUGUAUCAGGACAGAGACAACAAAUAAUAAAGACAUUCUUAUUGAAGGCACAACAACGAAACAAGAUUUGAUUCAAGGCUGGAAAAGAGCUUUAGUAAUUCUGGAUGAGUUUAAAGACAUGUUUAUGAACCGAUACCUUUCUAGUCUUCGGGAAAGAUUUCAAAAUUCAUUAAAGGAGCCAAGAAUUAAGUCUCAGUUAUUACCUAAAGAAGGACAGGUAGUACAAAUAAAAGGAGAUACAAAAAAUAGAGAAGAUUGGAAAGUGGGUAGAAUAGUCUCACUUACUACAAGCAAAGAUGGAUUUUGUAGAGUAGCUAAUGUUAAAGUUGGAAACAAGAUAUAUACGAGAGCAAUCACUCAGUUGUAUCCGCUUGAAGUUGAGGAUUUUGAUAAUGAGAAUAUUGAGAAUAGUUCUGAAAAUAUUGGUCAAACUCUAAAGAGAACAAGAAUAGUUGGUUCUGUGAAUGAUUCAAGGCCUAUAGAUAUUCCUGAAGAGGUAAUUACUAAUAUACAAAAUAAAGAUAAUGAUAUAGAAAUGGAAACUGUAAGAGACAGCACUAAACGAAUAAUUGAUGGGGUUACUGAAGUUGUCAGUGAACCAGAAAAUGAUAUUACUGAAGUUGUUAAUGAAUCAGAAAAUGAUGUUAAUGAACAAGAGAAUGAUAAUGAGUCUAGACCGGUGCGUGCCGCUGCCACGAGAGCCCUGGAAUAGAUAAGGGAAUGGACGGCCAACUUGGUCGCCCUACUAUGACAAGUUCUUCGUUCGUCGGGAGUGUCGUGACGAAGGCUGGUUGACGCCGUCACGAUGUCCCUCAAAUUCUUCGUUCGUCGGGAGUGUCGUGACGAAGGCUGGUUGUCGCCGUCACGAUGUCCCUCAAAUUCUUCGUUCGUCGGGAGUGUCGUGACGAUGAGUCACGAUUCUAAAUAUGGAAUGUCACAAGUAGCAACACCGAAACGGAAGCCCGCUAAUUUUUCUAUCAAUGGAGAAGUAAUCCGUAUCCAUGAGGUGAAAGGAAAGGUGUAAGGAAAGCCAUAUUGAGGAUCUGAUCACUGACAUAGGAACCUAUGAGUGAGUAAGAGUUACAUCCUAUCUACACAUACUGACUGGUAUUCGCG